AUGCCUAUCGUUAUUGCCGCCGCAGGGAAGCAACGUCGCCGAGUCCGUUUCGCCAGCCAAACAACAGCCACCACCGCCAGCGCCAGAGACGCCCGGAGCAAAAGCUCCCCGUCUAAUUUGUCGUCGACUGGGAGCCGCCAGUCGACCCCCCGCGACCAGACAUCGCUGAAACCGCGCAACACCAUGUGUGAACCCCAGGCCCAUCCCGGAGUGCCCUCCCUGUUCCAGGAGUCCCCUGUGCUCCUCGACGCCCUGACUACGGAGACCUCCGAGCUGCAGCUGGAGACCGUCAACAAAUGCCUGCCCUUUUUGGGAGGCCUGCACAGCAGCCAACCAGGCCCCUUCAACCGCUUCGGAGUGCCGUCGCUGCGCCAGCAUGAGCACAUCGGCUACUUAUAUGAAUCCCUGGAAGAGUAUCCCGCGGGCUUCGCGGGCAUGGAUGCUAGCCGCCCCUGGAUGGUCUACUGGGCCCUGGCCGGUUUGAGCUUACUCGGCGAAGAUGUCACCAGGUUUCGUGAACGUGUCAUUGCCACAUUCGUACCUAUGCAAAACCCGACAGGGGGAUUUGGAGGAGGGCAUGGGCAAUUGUCCCACUGUGCGUCCGGCUAUGCUGCGGUGCUCUCCCUGGCCAUGGUUGGGGGCGAGGAGGCGCUCAAGCUGAUCGAUCGGGAAAAGAUGUGGAGAUGGCUGGGGAGAUUGAAGCAGCCCGAUGGUGGCAUUAGGGUGUGCGAGGGUGGAGAAGAGGACGUGCGAGGCGCGUAUUGCGCGAUGGUCAUCAUCUCGCUGCUGGAUUUGCCACUGACGCUGCCCCCCGAGGCCGAGGCCCGGCAAUACGGGCUGGAGACGUUCGCCAGUGGCCUCUCCGACUAUCUGGCCAGAUGCCAAACAUUCGAGGGGGGUAUCUCCGGAAGUCCCGGGUCUGAGGCACAUGGGGCCUACGCAUUCUGCGCGCUCGCAUGCCUCUGCAUCCUGGGCCAACCAGACGAGACGGUGUCGAGGUGCAUGGAUGUGCCUCUCCUCCUGUCUUGGCUCUCUGCUCGACAGUACGCCCCCGAGGGAGGCUUCUCCGGCAGGACCAAUAAGCUGGUGGACGGGUGCUACAGCCACUGGGUCGGAAGCUGCUGGCCAUUGCUCCAGUCCGCACUGGACGGGGUCCAGUCAGAUGCAGGCCCGCGACGGGCUGCUGCGGGUAGUCUCUACAGCCGUGAAGGACUGACCAGAUAUAUCCUUGCCUGCUGUCAGUCCAAGCUCGGGGGCCUCCGUGAUAAGCCCGGGAAGCACCCGGACUCGUACCACACCUGCUACACCCUGACGGGUCUGAGCUCGGUUCAAUAUCACCACUACCACACGACGUCUAGCGUGAGCCCCAAGGGCGUCUCGGCCUUUUCGUGGAAGUACACCCCGAUCAAGACGUCGGACGCGUCCGCCGAGCAGAAUGUCUUCGAUGAGAAGGAUCGCUUGACGCCCUUCCACCCCCUCUACGUGAUUCCCCAUGCCGCGGCGGAGAACAUGCGUCUGUGGUGUGAACAGCACCCGGUCGAAAUCUAA
Messenger RNA from Aspergillus heteromorphus CBS 117.55, 1548 nucleotides. RefSeq names its product CAAX farnesyltransferase subunit beta RAM1. Gene Ontology annotation, cellular component: protein farnesyltransferase complex. Gene Ontology annotation, molecular function: protein farnesyltransferase activity. The record is from RefSeq and is a predicted model, not a curated record. The coding region runs from base 1 to 1548 and encodes 515 amino acids. The transcript is spliced from 7 exons. Lineage: Eukaryota; Fungi; Ascomycota; Eurotiomycetes; Eurotiales; Aspergillaceae. Gene Ontology annotation, biological process: protein farnesylation.